GACUUAUCCCAUUCAUCCCGUCUGCCUUCCCUCCAUCCUCCUUCUCCUAACCUCCUCCUCCGACAUGGGCAAAUCAGACAAGAAGGUAGACAAAAAGGCCGAAAAGAAGGCCGCUAAGAGCGCCGCCAAGUCCCCUGCGAAGGAGACAGCCCCUGCGAAGACUAAGCCCAUGUCGUCGAAGGAAAUUCUGGCGAAGGCAAACUCCAAAGCAAAGCUUUCAAAGAAGGACGAGAGCAGUGACGAGUCGGAGAGCGACUCCGAGGACGAGAAGCCGGCACCAAAGGCUAACGGCAAGCAGGUAUGUUGUGCAGUACCCCUAGCGAUAUUCUUCAUUGCACUGCUCACAAAAUACCACCAGGCUGUUAAGGCUGGUUCAUCCUCGACUGAAUCCAGUGACGAGUCGUCGCCUGUGGUCGAGACACCUAAGAAGGUGAAUGUCAAGGCGAAGUCGGCCCCUGCUGCCAAGUCGACUCCUGCAAAGGCUAACGGGAAGGUCAAGAAGCCUCCCUCCAGCGAAAGCGAGAGCGAGAGCGAAUCUGAGGAUGAAAAGCCUAAGGUUGCACAACUGAAGGCGACGCCCAAGAAGGCGGCAUCGUCCUCGAGUGAAAGCGAGAGCAGCUCCGAGGAUGAGCUACCGAAAAAAGCGUCGAAACAGGUGGUACCGACUCCCGCAAAGACCGCUACACCCGCAAAAGCACCGGCCAAGGCUGACUCUUCGAGCUCAGAGGAGAGCGACAGCAGUUCCGAUGAGGAAGCGCCUAAGACGACGGGGCAACAAAAGGCUGCACAGGCCAAGACUACACCUGCUAAGAAGCAGGACUCCGACGAGGACAGCUCCGACGAGAGUUCUGAGGAUGAGGAUGCUGAGAUGGCGGACGAGACGGCUAAGUCCUCGAAGGCUUCAGGGAAGCGCAAGGCGGAUGACGAUUCCUCCGCCCCUGCGAAAAAGGCCAAGGUGGCCAGUGGCGGUGCAGCCACCACUGACGACUCCGAGCCGACCAAGGCGAUCUUCGUCGGGAGGCUCUCCUGGAACGUCGACAAUGACUGGCUCGCGCAAGAGUUCGCCGAGUGCGGCGAGGUCGUCGAAGCGCGGGUGCAGAUGGACCGCAACACGGGCAAGUCGCGCGGUUUCGGCUACGUGACGUUUGCCACGGAGGAGGCUGUAGAGGCCGCGAUCAAGCUGAACGGCAAGGAGAUCGACGGGCGCCCAGUCAACAUCGACAAGAGCCAACCGAAGCCGGCCGGUGAGCGGCGCGAGAGCCGCGCCAAGGUCUUCGGUGACAGUCAGAGCGCGCCGUCCGCGACACUCUUCGUCGGUAACCUCAGCUGGGACGCCACGGAGGAUGCGCUCUGGGAGACGUUCAGCGAUUAUGGCGAGGUGAAGAGUGUGCGCGUGCCGACGGACCGGGAGUCCGGUAAGCCGAAGGGCUUUGGUUACGUCGAGUUCUCCGACGUCGACUCGGCAACGAAGGCGUUCGAGGGCGCGUCGGGUGCGGAGAUCGCGGGUCGGGCGAUCCGCCUGGACUACUCACAACCGAGGGAUUCCAAUGGCGGUGGAGGCCGGGGUUUCGGCGGUGGAGAUAGGGGCGGUCGUGGAAGGGGCCGAGGCUUUGGUGGCGGAUUCGGCGGCGGUGAUCGUGGUGGUCGCGGACGUGGUGGAGGUCGUGGGCGCGGUGGCGACCGUGGGCGUGGUGGCGAUCGGGGUCGCGGACGCGGUGGUGGCAGAGGCUUCUCUCGCAACGGUGCCAUCGCACACUCUGCAGGUACCAAGGUUACCUUCGACUGAUCCAUGCAUUAUUAGACAGACCCCAUUGUAUGCUUAUGCUUUUCGUCUCGACUGGUUGGUUUAUCCUACGUAUGCCGCAGAUUCUUCCUUCUUACGAUUGUCUUACGAUCACGAUAC
Fomitopsis serialis is the source of this 1903-nucleotide messenger RNA. RefSeq lists its product as uncharacterized. The transcript has 5 exons. Bases 65 to 1786 code for a protein of 573 amino acids. The record is from RefSeq and is a predicted model, not a curated record. NCBI's taxonomy places the organism in Eukaryota, Fungi, Basidiomycota, Agaricomycetes, Polyporales, Fomitopsidaceae. Gene Ontology annotation, molecular function: RNA binding.